AUGUCGGACUUGCAUCGUUCCGCUAUGCUCAACAGAAUGCCUCACCUCCCAACUGUCUCGCCCUAUGCAGACGAUGAGGAGGAAGGUGAAGGCAAUGAAGAAGAAGAACAAGAAGAGAACGACUCUCUAGGCUCUCUGCCCUCCAUCUCUAAACCUCCUGGCACGAAAACAAGACACGUCCCCAACCCACAAUUCGCACCCAUCUCUGCCGCAGGCUACUUCUCCCAAGCAGCAGAAGUAGCCGUCCCCGCAUCUGGUCUGUCUUUCCGCGUCUACUACACUCCACCCGCACUUGCAUCAGGUGCAUCUCAGAGAGAUGGAACAGUGAUGGUGUGUCACCAUGGUGCGGGCUAUUCAGGUCUUAGUUUUGCGCUGUUCGCGAAAGAGAUUCAGGAGAGAACCAGGGGCGAAUGUGGCGUUAUGGCUCUAGACGCACGGAGACACGGUAUGUGCAUACAGCCACAUCCAAAUUCCAAAGAUGACUCCGAUCUAUCAAUCGAAGUCCUUGCAGAGGACGCAUAUAAUCUAUUUGCAACACUUUUUCCUAAUCCAGCGGAAGCGCCUACCUUUGUCCUUGUAGGGCAUAGCCUAGGUGGUUCCGUGCUAGUUCGAGCCUCUGCACGUCUCUUCUCGGCAAAAUACCGAUUAACGGGUGUCGCGGUGCUUGAAGUUGUCGAGGGAUUCACUCUCGAUGCACUUCCACACAUGCACACACUACUUGACACUCGACCAGACGGAUUUGAUAGCCUAGAAGAAGCUAUCGAGUGGCAUCUAACAAAUCACACAAUUCGGAACCAACUCUCCGCACGAAUUAGCAUUCCCUCACUCUUCGUGCCAAAUGAUUCUAAUACUGGACCCAAGUUCGUAUGGCGUACGCCACUCCGUUCAACCGCACCUUACUGGGAAAGCUGGUUCCGCGGAUUAUCGUCGUCCUUCCUCAGCGUACGCGCAGCAAGACUACUCAUCCUAGCAGGAACAGAACGACUAGAUAAGGAACUUAUGAUCGGCCAGAUGCAGGGCAAGUUCCAGCUUGUCGUCGUUCCCGACACAGGACACAUGAUUCACGAGGACAAACCGGAUCGUUUGGCUGAGAUACUUGUGGAAUUUUGGAAACGGAAUGAGAAGGUUGUGGUUGGUGUUAAGAAGGUUGGGGAGCUGUAG
Messenger RNA from Fomitiporia mediterranea MF3/22, 1161 nucleotides. RefSeq names its product protein phosphatase methylesterase. Gene Ontology annotation, molecular function: protein methylesterase activity. NCBI's taxonomy places the organism in Eukaryota, Fungi, Basidiomycota, Agaricomycetes, Hymenochaetales, Hymenochaetaceae. Bases 1 to 1161 code for a protein of 386 amino acids. The record is from RefSeq and is a predicted model, not a curated record. The transcript is spliced from 7 exons. Gene Ontology annotation, biological process: protein demethylation.